AUGGGCCUAAAAACCAUUCUGCCGAUAUUCUGGUCAAUCGGUUUGGUGAUCGGAAUUCAAGUCUGCCCGCAGUCGGCUUGCCCAAGUGGCGGUAAUGGCGCCUGGACCGAGUGGAAGAUCGUAUCCACCUGUACUGCUACUUGUGGAAUGAAUGGGCUUCGUGUCGAGACGCGCGAAUGCGUUUCUGAGAAGUUCGGAUGUCCAUGCAACGGCGCCAAAUCCCGUACCGUCGCCUGCCCUGACGCAAUGUGCACUUUUCCCAACGUCACUUGCGGUGAUGGAUUUGUGAAGAAAUUAAACACGACGAGCAGGGUCUACACUUGCCAGUCGCCCAACACCACUGUGCAAGACAUCGCCAACCCGAACUUUAGUUGCAACAUGACCGAAACCAUCGAUUGUCCGAGAGUUCCGGCAGCUGGAAUUUGGUCCGGAUGGACAAACGUGGCAGGAGCGUCGUGCACGGAGACUUGCGGAAGAAAGGGCACAAUCCCACAGAUACGCACUUGCUUGACGUCUGUGAUCAAACCAUGCACUGGCAAUGCUACUAGAACGGCAAGAUGUCCGCAACAACCUUGUCCGGAUGGGAGUUGUGUCUUGAAUCAACCCACGGUGAAGUUCAUGGUUGGCGGAGAACAAUUGGUGCGUUGUGGAUAUGAGGUGCCGGAAGAAGAGACCCCAUGCUUUCCAGCUGGAUGUAACAUUGCUACAACUACAACGACGACUACGACGACUACGACGACUACGACGACUACGACGGCAACAACUACGACAACCACACCGCCUUGCUCGGAUGGCUGGACCUUGACUCAUUUCUCCAAGUACACCAAAUCCUGCUGGAAGCUACUUGACAAACUGUAUACAUUCGCUGAGGCAAAGGCCGAGUGUGAAAGUAUCAACGCUCACCUGCCGAUAAUACCCGGGGAGUAUGAUACCUAUGAUUACUACGCCUAUUUCUGGGAUGCUUUGCCGGCCGGAACAUGGUACAUUGCAAGCCAAGGACUCAUGGACCAAUUUAGCUGGCUGGGAGCCAGCAGGACGGGUGAUGGGGAUCUUGGGUUUUCGUGGGUCGAUGGCACGCCGCUGAGUUAUUGGUACGACGUCACGACGGAAAAUGGGACCGACGAUUGCAUGGCGCUAUAUGGCGCAACGGUGGCGUCGGCGGUCAAUGAGGACGAAAAUAAGGAUAUUCUAGAAUUCGCGAUCAUGUCCCAGGUGAAGAAGAACGAGGCAUUCUUUUUGGGAGCUAAAAAGGCAAGGGAGCCGACCGACGAACAUCAGGGCAAAGAUGAGGAUUGCAUUGAGAUGUACGUUCGUUACUGGAAAUUUGAUCGAACGAAGAGCCUGGAUCAAAACAUGGCCGCGACGGGGGCGGGGAAAUGGAAUGAUCUGAAGUGCGACUGGAGCCCCAGUGUGACGGCUUGUCGCAAGGACCAGGCACCCGCUCUACAAGCGCCAAGCAAGGAACCGUUAGAGGAGCUCCCCACCAAAAAGACCACGGUGACCACUAGCACCAUCAAAACGACUACCACUACCACUACAACUACGACUACGACAACUACCACAACUGGACCGUGCGGCGCUGGGUGGACGGUCGGUCCGAAUGGGUGUUACAAAUAUGUCCCGAAUGCUACGAUAUUCGCCUGGCACGAGGCGAACUGCGUGGCAAUGGGCGGUCACCUGACGUCCAUCCGCGAUGCUGCCGAGAAUCAAUUUGUCUUCGAACUUGCCGUCAAGUCACGGCGCGAAAAC
Messenger RNA from Mesorhabditis spiculigera, 1749 nucleotides. The record is from the annotation of a GenBank genome assembly. NCBI's taxonomy places the organism in Eukaryota, Metazoa, Nematoda, Chromadorea, Rhabditida, Rhabditidae.